AUGCCGUCCGUCAUCAACAACGAGAUGGCGACUCACGAUGACGAGUCAUCGUUGAGUUUGUCAACAGAGUCAUCGAUCGUCAAUGGUGGAGGAUCGCAGGUCAAUACCCCGUCUGACGCCUCCGACUUUGGAGACACCAAAAGACAGUACCACACUAGUAUUACGCCGACUCGUGCUUCACAGAGCUACCCUGUUGGUAUCAUGGCUUCUGACACCACACCGAAGACCAGCCUGCAGCGCCGUUCCGUCACGUUCGUAGAGCCGGACCCGCCGGCCAGAAAGCAUUCCCGGAUCACGUACACCAUGGUCAGCAAUACGCCUCCUUCCACGCCGAAGGAUGAUUCGUUCGACGCUCAGUACCUUUAUCCGCCGAGCGCUUGUGUGUUUGUGGCAAACCUUCCUGAGGCUCGGGAGGAUGAGGAUCUUAAGGCCGCGGUUACCAAGGAGUUCAGUUACUUUGGAUUAGUAUACGUCAAGAUUCGCCGUGACCCCUCCAACAUGCCAUUUGCAUUCUGCCAGUAUACAGACGAAAACCAUGCGAAGAACGCGGUGGUGAACGGGAAGGGUAUUAUGAUCCUUGGUCGACCUUGCCGAACCGAGAUGGUCAAAGCCAACCGCACCUACGCAAUCAACAGACGUGAUCACAGAGACAUCACUGUCCACCAAGCCAUGCGCGUGCUCGAAGCUUAUGGAGAGCUGAACAAGUGCUACGUCUUGCCCGCCGAACUUCAGCAGGAACUUGGGCUUCCCCCGACUGUCGUCGCGGGGUUCACGGUUUUUGACCCGACUCGGGACAUGGGCCUUGUCGCCAAGGAGAACCCAGACUACAGGAUCGUGCCGUACGAUGAGGACAAAAAAUCCAUCACCCCCCCUCGCGAUCCGAACAAGGAAUUCCUCAGGCAGUACGACGUCGAUCGGCGAACCUUGUACAUCGCACACAUGCCGCGGGACAUUGAGGAGACAGAACUGGAGGAUCUGUUUAGUCAGGCCGGCACCAUCAACAAGUGCACCAUCGUGCGAAAGGACAUUCCUGCUUACUAUGGCGCCCGCCAACACCAUCACCACUAUGCUUUUGUCGAGUACGAGCAUAUCGGUGCUCCAGAUGAAGCUAUCAAGCGCUUUAGAGGUUUUGCAUUGCGCGGCCACCCAUUGAAGGUCGAACGGAAGACCACCAAAAGUGUUCGUCGAAUGGUCUCGUCUCCCUUGACUGGCAGAGCUCCUGCUUCUUCCAACACGUACAGAGGCGACCCUCGGACUCCCAACACGCCGUCGAGAGCCUCUUUUGCUCACAGAUCCGCCAUGAAACAAUUGAGCGUCCCUGAAAUUGCGACCCAAGGGUCAGAGUCAGCUCCUUUGUUGCUGGCUUACUCAUCCGAAGGAUCGCCCACCCAGCGCAAGAAUAUCCACGUAGCCCACGACUGCCACUUCACGGAUGGUCCUGCCAUGAAGGACGCUUCUAUCCAGAGAGCCUCGACAGAGCAGCAUACUGUCAAGCCUUUCAAGUCGAUGCCCAAUUUCGCUGCACAUGGCGUUCACGGUGAUGCCAUUCCUGCCAACAAAGUCGCCGCUAGUGUCUUUUCAGGACCUUCUGCCAAUAGACGCCCCGGUGACGCCGUGCCGGGACCCCAAUUUACAGCUCUGCCUCAUCCCACGGCCGAUGUGAACGGUAGACCGAUCCAUCCCAUGCAGCCGUUGCCCAUCACCUCGUGGGAUCAGCCCCAGCCCGCGUACCCACACGUCGGCUAUAUCCCGGACUGGCAUAUGCACGCGUACAUGGCUGGAAUGCCCGGCACUGGCCCGGCCUUGCCUCCUAAUGUCCAGCAGGCGCCUCCUGAUCUGGUGAUGCACAACUGGACUCCAGAGUAUGCGCCGCCCAUCCCCCUCGAAUGUGUUCCUUAUGGCUUUGUCCAUUCGCACUUUGCCUACCAUCCCAUUACGGGACAGCACUGUGCCGUUUGGAUCCCAGCGGCUGCCCACCAUCCCACGGUGUUUUGA
Molecule: messenger RNA, 1995 nt
Organism: Neurospora tetrasperma FGSC 2508
Lineage: Eukaryota; Fungi; Ascomycota; Sordariomycetes; Sordariales; Sordariaceae
Exons: 7
Coding region: 1-1995 (664 amino acids)
Cellular component (GO): nucleus; ribonucleoprotein complex; cytoplasm
Molecular function (GO): mRNA binding
Source: RefSeq, a predicted model, not a curated record